AGCGUUGAUAACAGGACGAGCAACAAUGUAUUCAAAAUACUAUUUGUUGUAUUUACUCAUGCCAUUCACUCUCCUGGAAAUUGCGAAAGCCAGAUGUGUGAACAAUGUGUAUAAUUUAAGGUUGAAAGGUAGGCGCCAAAUUUAUAAAAAGAUAGUACCGCAAGACAGUUACGUUGUAUUGUCAAAGGAUAGCAAAAUUGGAAAAUGUAAUCCUUACACUAUAAAUUGUAGGAAAACAGAGUUUAUAUAUACUUUUUGAGAUCGCGCUUAAAAAAGCCAUGUUUUCUUCCAUAAAUAUUCAAGUUUUAGAAUUACUUCCAGAUGCCAAUUGAUAGUGUCAUUAUUUUAGGUUUCAAGCUUGAUACAAAAGUUUUGAUGAUUAAAGUUGUUUCCGACAAGUUAGCUUGCGUAAUGGAAUGCUACAAAGAGGUAUGCUGUAGAUCAAUUAACUACAAAAAGACAUCAACCUUCCAGAAUGAACCAAAUUGUGAAAUAUUACACAACGUGGUCCACAAUAGUUCUGAGAAUGCAUUGAUGAAAACCUCUUCAUUCGAUUAUGUCUAUCUUGUUGACCCAGAAAAGGUAAGAUGAGUGUGGCCGUAUAGUAAAUUUUUCAACGAAAGCCGGAAUUAGUAUUUCCUCUCUUCUGUCCCUAGAAACAACUCAAAAGAGCAAAUGUGUGCCCAUGUAUGGUCAGAGAAUUCAAGCGGUUUUGCCAGGGUUUUUUUUUCUGAUCAUUCAACUAUCUAAUUAGUGGCGUUAGUAUAACGACUGAUAAAUUACUUAGCUAGAGAAACCAGGGUAAAUCAUUAAUAAACUAAUACAGUAUAAUAGCUGAUAGGACUGUAGCUAUUUCACCUAAAAUCACUACAAGCGAUGUUGAAAAUAGUUUAACGAGCUUUUUCACUGUAGGAAUACAAUGCCAGCUGUUUUGCAAACGAUUCAGAGGACAACGUCAGAGGUACCAAUAUUACAUUCAAUAAUUAGUGCACAAAUUUGGUGAUUUAUUUUGUUAUUGUUAAAGGGAAAUGGCAAUAUAUUUUUUUAUUUUUUCAUUUGGGAGAACUUUUAAGUACUAUUUAAAAAACGAGCAGGAGUGUUAUAUUAGGUUUAAAGCCACGAGCGCGCAGCGCGAGUGGCUUUAGACCUAAUAAAACACGACCCGCGAGUUUUUUAAAUGACUUCAAAAACGUAUGCAUAAUAAGUCAAAUCUUUAUAUAAAAAUCUUUAUAUAAAAAUCUUUAUAUAAAAAUCUUUAUAUAGUUUGCAUAACAAUGGUCUUUUGUUAAAGUGUUCUUUAGCUGGUAUAAAGACGUAUGCACGUGAUUAAUUUCUUACUCAAGAUUGGAUAAUUGCUUCAUGAAUUAUUAAUGAGUUUUUGAAGACUAUAUAUAAUACUCUUUACCGUUUUUUUCAUAUCUUGCUUACUGCUACAAAUGUUUGAUCGAAAGGUAUAAAAUGUCCGCCAUCUUCAUGAAGAAUUUUUGUAGAUAUGUAUGUACGUCACAACAGGGGUCACGCAAUAUUUUUAUCUAGAUAGUUCGUGUGUUGUUACCCGAUAUCGUUCACUUUCAUUAAGCAUGUCUUAGAUCUGAAAUAUUUUUGCGGGAACUAACACUUUCGAACACGCUGAGUUCAAAUCCGAAAAGUUCCCACUCCGUAGACCCGCAGUUUUUUCACGAAAUGCUAUUUCAUCUUCACUAAUUUCACAACAAUUUGUUUCAUUGUUCAACGAUACGGAUCGAUGACGAUACACGAUUAUGUCACUCAAAAGGACCAAUUUCUAUUAAACAUUCUUCCUUCUAACAAAAGAUCGGUUUUGCUCGAAUCAUUUUGAGUUAUGCAAUCUUAUGCGUGUUGAACGUAAACAACAUAUCUUGUUUACAACUUUGAGAAGGUACAGAUAACGCUUUCUAAAAUCCUCAGUUCUAGAGAUAUCUCUAUAAAAUCACAAGAACAUUAAUAUCAAGUCUUUUAGCUAUGUCACUGGCCUGAAAAAUAACUCCUCUAACGCGAUCAAGAUAUUUAAAACAAAAGUAACGCGAAGCCAACGUAACGGCAAAGACAACGCUAAAACGAAAUAUUGUCGAAUGGUUGCAGGUAGAAGACUUACGACAGGAUCAAUCUUAAAUAACCUUAAACUAUAAGAAUAAAUGUUCACAUCAAAGACAAAGAUCAGUCACAAAGUAUAAAAUAUGCUCUGUAAACUUACCGCGAAGUGGAGAAAUGUGUACAUGAGCUGUUUAUUUGAUGAUUUCGACGUAUAUAGAAGCCCUCUUUCCAAUAAUACUCGCUUAUCGCACAGCAUAACACCAACUCAUGUAAUAGUUCAAAUGCAAUGAUAAGUUAUCUCUUGAAUUACGUCUUGGAAACCGUGUUGGAAAUUUCAAUGCUGAUCCAUUACAUAUAGAUUACCGUUUUAUAUUUUUGUAUAAAACAUUUUGAUCGCAUGUAAGAAUUAUUUCUCAUUCCAGAGACAUAGCACAAAGACUUGACAUUAACGUCCUUGUGAUUUUAUAGAGAUAGAUCCAGAACUAAGGAUUUUAGAAGGAAUUAUCUGUACCUUCCCAAAGUUGCAGACAAAAUAUGUUGUUUACGUCCAACACGCAUAAGAUUGAUAACUCAGAAUGAUUGCAGCAAAACCGGUCUUUUGUUUAAAGGAGGAAUGGUUAAUAGAAAUUGGUCCUUUUGAGUGACAUAAUCGUGUAUCGUCAUCUAUCCGUGUCGUUGAACAAUGAAAAAAUUUGUUAUGAAAUUAGUGAAGAUAAAAUAGCAUUUUGUGAAAAAACUGCGGGUCUACGGAGUGGGAACUUUUCGGAUUUGAAAUCAGCGUGUUCGAAAGUGUUAGUUCCCGUAAAAAUAUUUCAGAUCUAAGACAUGCUUAAUGAAAAUCUUUUUCUAGCCACUUUUCGAGGUCACAACAUACGGACUAAGACAACCACUAAUCAUUUUGCACUCAAAACUAUACUCUGUGUGCUCUUCGAAAUUUCAAGAUCACUAAAACCUUUCAAACACUCAUUAAUAAUUCUGUCAUAAGUUUAUUGGCAAAUCAUAUCAACCAUAAUAUGUCACGUGCAGUGGCUUUUAACCUGUCAUGAUAAAACACUCCUAAUUAGUAUUCUUUAUAUAAAGUAUACUAAUAACGCAGUAUCUAUUGUAGUCGUGUCCGCAUUAAUUUGUUAUAAAAAGUUUAUAUACUGAUUUCCAAACCUCGAUAAUUACCUCUGAAUUCCCACUCCUUUUAUUAUAGUUGGCCAUGGCGUAUUGCAAGGAGAUUGCCUCAUUUCUCUUCUUUUUAACAUGUGCUUCAAUAUAUUCAUUCAGCAUACCAAUGCUGAAAAGUACCGUCAUUCUGGAUUUUCCUUCAAAUUACUUAAUUCCAUCAACAGGUCCCAGUUUGCUGAUGUUGCGGCAGUAA
Paramuricea clavata is the source of this 3418-nucleotide messenger RNA. NCBI's taxonomy places the organism in Eukaryota, Metazoa, Cnidaria, Anthozoa, Malacalcyonacea, Plexauridae. The record is from the annotation of a GenBank genome assembly.